Messenger RNA from Ramularia collo-cygni, 840 nucleotides. RefSeq lists its product as uncharacterized. The record is from RefSeq and is a predicted model, not a curated record. Bases 1 to 840 code for a protein of 279 amino acids. The transcript has a single exon. NCBI's taxonomy places the organism in Eukaryota, Fungi, Ascomycota, Dothideomycetes, Mycosphaerellales, Mycosphaerellaceae.
AUGGCCUCAUAUCUCAACCCCACGCCCGAUACGCCCAUCUUUGGCGUCAGCGCGCUCAAGCUCUGGCUCAAGGGCGAUAUUACUACACCCGACUUUCUCGCAUCAAACAACGGAGCCUAUGCCGACAAAGGCGGCCGCGAUGGCUUCGGUCUGCAAGAACUUCAUCGAGCGCUCUAUCUUGCGAUUCUGGAGAUCUCUCUCAAACUCGAUCCCGAGCUGGAGUGCGCCGCAACACAGGCCUCCGGGUUCAAGUAUUGCAUUGCAGUGGACGUGGAUGAGUUCUACGAGGGACGAGACAGCGAGGUAAGAUCACUUGUGGACCUUGAACCAGCGAAGCGGGAUGUAAUCAUAUCAACAUAUGAUCGGGACGCGGUUUGCGAGGUGCUUGAGCAGGCUAGAGAAGAGAUUGGAUGGUUGGAGAGCCAGGUGAGGAGGUUGGACGUGCACAUGGAGAACGCGGAGAGUAUGAAGAGAAUCAGGUCGAGGAUCUCGUUUGUGUUCAGGCCACUGGCGAGGACUUGGGAAGUAACAAGUAUUGACAAGGAUGAUGGCAUACUGGAUGGAGAUGAGCAAGGAGUGGGCGGAUACAACGGCGAAGAUGAGGAGAUACUUGAGGUGGAUGAGACUGAGGGAGAAGAGCAUCAGAUGGCGGGAGAUGAUGCGGAGCUGUCCGAGGCACUGAAGAAGUCGGUUCGAAAGGAGAGACUGGAACUGUUCAAAAAGGAAGUUGAUGCAGGAUUCGGAACGGCCAGACUUGAGGAGGAUCUCGAGGAGGGAGAGGUGCAGGAGAAGACGGAUAGUCCUCUGGCGGGCUUAGAAGAGGAUGGUGAGAUCGAGUGA